Messenger RNA from Medicago truncatula (barrel medic), 2215 nucleotides. RefSeq names its product phosphoinositide phospholipase C 2. Bases 189 to 1970 code for a protein of 593 amino acids. Gene Ontology annotation, molecular function: phosphatidylinositol-4,5-bisphosphate phospholipase C activity. The record is from RefSeq and is a predicted model, not a curated record. The transcript is spliced from 9 exons. Gene Ontology annotation, cellular component: plasma membrane. Gene Ontology annotation, biological process: release of sequestered calcium ion into cytosol; phosphatidylinositol-mediated signaling; lipid metabolic process. NCBI's taxonomy places the organism in Eukaryota, Viridiplantae, Streptophyta, Magnoliopsida, Fabales, Fabaceae.
CCCCUUCAUAUCCGAUUAAUUAACAAAAAUAAAAAGAUUAUCCUCUAAACACAGAACUCACACGUACUCACCAAAACACGAUUACACGAACACCACGCGCUUAUUGGUAGUUAGUUAAUCAGUUAUUCUUAUCUUAUAUCUUAAAAACACAACACAGAGAAAGUAGUGUUUCUGUGAGAAACAAAAAAAUGUCUUCUAAACCGAAAAAACAAACAUACAGCGUAUGUUUCUGCUGCCGGCGCCGGUUUAAACUCGGCGUAUCAGAGGCACCGCCGGAAAUAAAAGAGCUUUACCAUCGUUACUCCGAUGAAGGCGGGAUCAUGACAGCAUCCCACCUGAGAAGCUUUCUGAUUGAGGUGCAGAAAGAAGAGAAGAUCACAGAAGAAGAAACACAAGCAAUCAUUGAUGGUCAUAAACAUUUGAGUAUCUUUCAUCGUAAAGGUCUUAAUCUUGAAAGUUUCUUCAAGUUUCUCUUCGGUGAUACUAAUCCUCCUCUUUUACCUUCCACUGGGGUGCACCAAGAUAUGAGUUUACCAUUGUCACAUUAUUACAUAUUCACUGGUCAUAAUUCAUAUCUAACUGGAAAUCAGCUUAGUAGUGACUGCAGUGAUGCCCCCAUCAUCAAAGCACUUCAGAGAGGUGUUAGGGUGAUUGAAUUGGAUAUAUGGCCUAAUGACUCCAAGGAUGAUGUUGAUGUCCUUCAUGGAAUGACAUUGACGACUCCUGUGGCACUUAUCAAAUGUUUGAUGUCUAUUAAGGAGUAUGCCUUCGUUGCGUCUGAAUAUCCGGUUGUAAUAACCUUAGAAGACCAUCUUACUCCUGAUCUUCAGGCCAAAGUGGCUCAGAUGGUUACUCAAACAUUUGGAGACAUACUGUUUUGUCCUACCUCAGAAACCUUGAAGGAAUUUCCUUCACCUGAUUCACUUAAAAAAAGGAUUAUCAUAUCAACCAAGCCACCUAAGGAGUACCUUGAAGCUAAAGAAGAAAAGGAAAAGGAGGAAUCACAGAAGGGAAAGCCUUUAGGUGAUGAAGAAGCUUGGGGCAAAGAAGUCCCAAGUUUAAGAGGCGGUACUAUAGCUGAUUACAAGCAAAACAGUGGUAUCGAUGAAGAUGAUCUUAAGGAGGAGGAAGAUUCCGAUGAAGCGUCACGGCAAAAUACAUCAGAUGACUACAGACGCUUAAUUGCUAUACAUGCUGGGAAGCCUAAAGGUGGAAUAGUGGAAUGUCUCAAAGUGGAGCCUGAUAAAGUGAGACGUCUAAGUUUAAGUGAGUCACAGCUUGAAAAGGCUGCUGAAACAUACGGAAAAGAAAUUGUCAGGUUCACUCAGCAGAAUAUAUUGCGAGUGUAUCCGAAAGGUACACGCAUUACCUCAUCAAAUUAUAAUCCAUUAAUUGGGUGGAUGCAUGGAGCUCAGAUGGUUGCAUUUAACAUGCAGGGUUAUGGGAGAUCUCUUUGGUUGAUGCAAGGAAUGUUUAAAGCCAAUGGAGGAUGCGGUUUUGUUAAAAAACCAGAUUUUCUAUUAAAAACUGGUCCCAAUAAUGAGAUUUUCGAUCCUAAAGCUAAUUUGCCAUCGAAAACUACUUUGAAGGUGACUGUAUACAUGGGAGAAGGAUGGUAUUAUGAUUUCAAGCAUACACAUUUUGAUCAGUUCUCACCUCCAGACUUCUAUGCAAGGGUUGGAAUCGCUGGAGUCCCUUUUGACACUGUUAUGAAAAAAACAAAGUCAAUAGAGGAUAGUUGGUUGCCUUCUUGGAAUGAGGUAUUUGAAUUCCCGCUUUCCGUUCCGGAGCUGGCACUGCUUCGCAUAGAAGUUCAUGAGUAUGACAUGUCUGAGAAGGAUGAUUUUGGUGGACAAACAUGCUUGCCUGUGUGGGAACUAAGAAGCGGAAUUCGAGCAAUUCCAUUACAUUCCCGCAAAGGAGAUAAAUACAACAAUGUAAAGCUUCUCAUGCGCUUUGAGUUCAUCUGAAUUUUGUGUAUCCUCUGCUAUAUAUUUUGUACAGUCAUUACAUUAUAACGCAAGAGUUUGUAUGUAGUAGUGCCAUAUACUGUUUAUUUUAUUGAUUUUUUUUGUUUGCAUUAUGGUAUUUACACGAAUAUCUAAGGGUGAUAAUAAUUAUUGGUGGAUGAAUAUGUUGUUUGUACCAAAAGUGUGUUUUGUUUGAUUAUGAAAUGUUGCUCUAAGAAAUAAGAUGUGUCUCAUUGUGUUUUGGA